AUGUCUUUCGAGCGAGCCUUUCAGAGACUGACGCUACAGUCAAGGCCGAUAUGCCAGCAAUGUCGUCGCACAUUCGCCUCAUCAACACGACGGCGGGAGCAGCAACAGUCGGCCACUUCCGCUAUCACUGAACUCCUCGAAGCCAGCCGCAGCCAAAAUGAGCAGCAACCUCGCCACCAACGCCUCAAUCUCUCCCACCCCAAUCGCCGCACAUCCCCCUCCGCCAACCCCGACCGCGACCCCUCCUCCGCCUCCGCCUCAUCCCCCGCCCAACGAACCAACCUCCACGAACUCGGCGUGAACCUCAUCCGCCAAACCCGCAACAACCAAGCGACCACCGAACAACGCCUCACCGACAUCUCCCGCGACACCACCCGCCGCGAACUAGAACAGCAAAUCCCGCGCCGCUUCCGACCCGGCGACAUCUACGCCCCACAUGACCUCAGCGGAGUUGAAAUGAGCAAGUGGAAGCGUCUGCGGCGGAAGCCUCGUGUCCCAUCCCACGGCCGCGAUGUGCUCGAUCAGUUGGGGAUCGACCCGAGGAAGGAGUAUAAGAACUUCAGUAUGAUGAAUGAAUAUGUGACGGAGAUGGGGCGGAUCAAGCAUAGGAAUGACACUGGCUUGAGACCUGUGAAUCAAAGGCGCAUGGCCAAGGCGGUGAGGAGGGCGAUUGGGAGUGGGGUGUUGAUGCCGAGUGUGUAUAAGCAUCCAGAGUUGAUCAAGGCAGAGAUGGCGCAGAGGAGCGGGGGGAGGUAUUAG
Messenger RNA from Recurvomyces mirabilis, 759 nucleotides. RefSeq lists its product as uncharacterized. Bases 1 to 759 code for a protein of 252 amino acids. Gene Ontology annotation, molecular function: structural constituent of ribosome; small ribosomal subunit rRNA binding. Gene Ontology annotation, cellular component: ribosome; mitochondrial small ribosomal subunit. Lineage: Eukaryota; Fungi; Ascomycota; Dothideomycetes; Mycosphaerellales; Teratosphaeriaceae. The record is from RefSeq and is a predicted model, not a curated record. The transcript is spliced from 2 exons. Gene Ontology annotation, biological process: mitochondrial translation.